Pteronotus mesoamericanus is the source of this 1886-nucleotide messenger RNA. It is a transcript of the gene GEM, whose product is annotated as GTP binding protein overexpressed in skeletal muscle. Gene Ontology annotation, biological process: negative regulation of high voltage-gated calcium channel activity. Gene Ontology annotation, cellular component: plasma membrane. The record is from RefSeq and is a predicted model, not a curated record. The transcript has 5 exons. The coding region runs from base 83 to 1003 and encodes 306 amino acids. Gene Ontology annotation, molecular function: calcium channel regulator activity; GTPase activity; GTP binding. Lineage: Eukaryota; Metazoa; Chordata; Mammalia; Chiroptera; Mormoopidae.
GACGGCGGCUCCGCGAGAGUACCCACUGCUCUGCGGCGGGGGAUCGUGGCGCGCACCCGCGCUUGGACGCACAGAUACGCGGAUGCCCACCUGGCCGAGCCAGGACCCAACAAUGACUCUGAAUAAUGUCACCAUGCGCCAGGGCACUGUGGGCAUGCAGCCCCAGCAGCAGCGCUGGAGUAUCCCAGCGGACGGCAGGCAUCUGAUGGUCCAGAAGGAGCCCUACCAGUACAGCCAGUGCCACCAUCACCCUGCUGCCCCUGAGGACCACUGCCGCCGGAGUUGGUCCUCCGACUCCACAGACUCAGUCAUCUCCUCCGAGUCGGGGAACGCCUACUACCGGGUGGUGCUCAUAGGGGAGCAGGGGGUGGGCAAGUCCACUCUGGCUAACAUCUUUGCGGGCGUGCAUGACAGCAUGGACAGUGACUGCGAGGUGCUGGGAGAAGAUACAUAUGAGCGAACACUGAUUGUUGAUGGGGAAAGUGCAACAAUUAUACUCCUGGACAUGUGGGAAAAUAAGGGGGAGAACGAGUGGCUCCAAGACCACUGCAUGCAAGUUGGGGAUGCCUACCUCAUUGUCUACUCCAUCACAGACCGAGCCAGCUUUGAGAAGGCCUCCGAGCUGCGAAUCCAGCUCCGCAGGGCCCGGCAGACAGAGGACAUCCCUAUAAUUUUGGUUGGCAACAAAAGUGACUUGGUGCGGUGCCGGGAAGUGUCUAUUUCAGAAGGGAGAGCGUGUGCGGUGGUGUUCGACUGCAAGUUCAUUGAGACCUCUGCCGCUGUCCAGCACAACGUGAAGGAGCUCUUCGACGGCAUUGUGCGACAGGUCCGCCUUCGGAGGGACAGUAAGGAGAAGAAUGAGCGGCGACUGGCCUACCAGAAGAGGAGGGAGAGCAUCCCCAGGAAAGCCAGGCGCUUCUGGGGCAAGAUUGUGGCUAAAAACAACAAGAACAUGGCCUUCAAGCUCAAGUCCAAAUCCUGCCAUGACCUCUCUGUGCUCUAGGCACCCAGAGUCACCCAGAUGUCUCCCUGAUGGACAUCGUUGAAGGCCAUUGGGACUGAUAAUCUAUAUUAGAUUGGAUCAUUAAAUAUUGUUAGAUGUGGCUCCCCCUAGUGCAGCUGUGAAUUAAUGCAUUACCCUUAUGGGCAAGAAAAUGCAUGGGAAAUGAAAGAUCUUUGUAGAGUCAGCAUUUACAGGAAAAGACUGACCUUGCUACCUGAACACCCAAGACUCACUAGAGGAUGUGUUUGGUGUUCACAUGUGUUUCCCCUUCCCUUUGGAUAGUAGAGGACUGAAGUGUAUAAAAGAAUGCUUAGAUAAAGAACUUUACAUUAUUAAAAAUUUCCCCAGUGUUUGGAUAUAUGAAUUUGAGGCCAAUGGAUCAUAAACAAAUGUAGUAAUGUGUCAUUCAAAGGAAUGUUCAAAGGAGAGAGAACUUGUUUCUCUGUACCCUAUAUUCCUGGAGCUGGGACUGUGGAAUUGGGCUCAUCAUGACUAUUACUGCUCCAUCAAGCUAUGAAAAGAAAUGGUGGACCUUGCUGGAAACUAAAGCUUGCAAACCAUUUUUGUUCAGUGCCCACAGCUGUGGAAACAAAAAUGUGUAUCAUUGGGAACUGAUAUAUGUACCACUAUUGGUUUCAAAAAUCAUGUCUUUACUUCUGUAUCUUAUAUUUUUUUAUUCAGGAAAAUCAAGUUCAACUUAGUUAAACCACAUUUUAUGCUUCAUUCUUUUUACAAUCAUAAGGCCAUGAUAAGAAUAUUUUUAAAAUCUGGAUUAUUGAUAAUCUGGAAUGUAAAAAGCCAAAACUUUAAAUAUAAUCAAAGGUCUGAAUUUUUAUAAAACACAAAACAUAAAUACUUCCAGUACUUUGCGUUGACACUUGUA